AUGGACACAGCAUCCACGGCGAGGCGUCGCCGGAAACAGUUGGACCCGACCGCUUUGCGGCUUGGUCCUUCAGUUUCGUGUGCUGGGCGAGGCGGUGGAAAAGGGCACUGGGCCAAGUCACUGGUAGAGCGGUGGCAGGCGCCUGUCCUGGGCAACGAGUUGCUGCCUCCUGACGAUCUGAUGGUGUUUGAAGCAGAGGCGCAUAUUACUGGCCGCGGGGAAAGGCUCACGCAGAGGAGAAACGUCUUGGAUAACGGGAAUUGCGGUUGCGGUGAGGAUGAUUUGACCUAG
Molecule: messenger RNA, 291 nt
Organism: Coprinopsis cinerea okayama7#130
Lineage: Eukaryota; Fungi; Basidiomycota; Agaricomycetes; Agaricales; Psathyrellaceae
Exons: 4
Coding region: 1-291 (96 amino acids)
Source: RefSeq, a predicted model, not a curated record